UGUCAUUUUCAGUUUGCUAACAAGAAAGACGGUACCUAUAUGGUGUGUUUAAGACAAAAUUUUAUCUAAAUUUAAUAAAAAAUAUCUUCUUUACUCAUCAAUAUACAAAAUGGGAGUUUGGCCAGAAGUAACAACUGUGAAAAAUGAGAACAGACAUGAAAUUAAGCUAUCUGGCGCGUCAAUAUCACAACGAAUAUCCGAAGAAGGUUUAGACAACAAUUUGUUCCAAUUAACCAAUUUAAACCUGCUAAAUAUUAGUGAUACGUGCCUCACGAUUAUUCCUGAUGAUAUAAAGAGGUUAGUUAACCUACAAUCACUGUUAUUAUUCGGAAACAAACUGCAAGAAUUUAACGAAAAUAUAACCUCUUUACCAAAAUUAAAGGUGCUCGAUUUGUCCAGAAACGAAAUUAAAAGUAUCCCAGACGGUCUGAAUAAGAUGAAAGAAUUGACAAGCAUCAAUUUCAGUUCGAACCAAAUUGAAGCUAUGCCGAAAUUUGUCGAUUUUCCCAACUUAAUUAUAGUUGAUGUGUCUAAUAAUAAAUUAACCGAGUUUAUAGAUCUGGAAGGCGCUCAUUUGCCUCAUUUGACGGAUCUUAAGCUGAAAGGCAACGCUAUUGAGACAAUCCCGAGCUAUUUGCCACAAAGUUUGCCAUCACUGAAGAACUAUGAUAUGGGUGAUAACAAAAUCAAAAUUGUCCCAGGAGAACUUGCUAAUCUGCAAAAAUUAAAAGAACUAAACCUCAAAGGCAACAAGCUUGCUGACAAGCGUCUCAUGAAACUAGUCGACCAGUGCCGCACUAAGCAAGUGCUAGAUUAUGUCAGGGAACACUGUCCGAGGAGUGAUUCUCAAGCCCAGACAAAAGGAAAAGGAAAAAAGGGCUCCAAAAAACAAGAAGACACACCAAUCGAAGAAGCUGUCUGUGAUCUAAGCCAUUCAAUGAAGAUUCUAUAUGUCGAAGAUAAUAUCCCUAACGUACAAAUCAUAGAAUCUCAAGUUGGCGCUGUCCGUCCGUACAUACUGUGUUGUAUUGUUAAUGAUUUGAGCUUUACCGAGGCGUCUUUUAAGAAGUUCAUUCAGAUGCAGACGAAACUCCAUGACACGGUGUGCGAGAAGAGGAAUGUUGCCACUAUAGCCACACAUGACUUAAAGAAAAUUGCACCUGGAAACCUAACCUACACAGCCAAGCCCCCAAACGUCCUCAAGCUGGUACCACUCGGACGCUCCAAGCCGUUCACUGGUGAACAACUGUUGCAACAACUGGUGGCGGAGGCAGAGGCGCUCAGAAAGGAGAAGAAGAGGAAUGUGUACUCGGGGAUACAUAAGUAUUUAUACCUACUGGAGGGCAAGCCAAAGUACCCAUGCCUGCAGGACUCCAAAGGGGAGGUCAUCAGCUUCCCGCCCAUCACCAACUCGGAAAUCACCAAGAUGUCGCAUGAGAGCACAAGCAUGUUCGUGGAAGUGACUUCCCACGCGUCCCUCGGCUCCUGCAAGACUGUCCUCGACAAGUUCCUGCUGGAGACGCUGCUGCUGGGACAGGCUAGUCAGGAACAAAGCUACCACACGUUGAACGUACAACAGGUAAAAAUAGUAGACACAGAAGGCAACCUGAAGAGCGUGUACCCGUCGCGCACGGACUGCGUGUACGAGGACGCGGCCAACGUCAAAGUGUUCCGGCUGCCUAAGAAAUAAACUGUGGCAAAACCACGCACUGCCGUUUUCUUUGAUUUAAAAAGUUUGGAUUUGUUAUUUUUGUGUAGCUUCUGUUCAUCGUGAGAAUUAAGAGGUUUCCACAACGACCUGAACUUAUAAAGCUACAAAUGACAUCUGUAAAAUUGUAAUUUGUAGUUUUAUGAAAUGGGGACCUGAAUGUUGCUUAAAGCCCGACCAGAAAUAUAUGACCAUUGUCAAGAGGGCGCUGUUAUUCUCAUGUAUAGGGUGACAGUUCAGUUCAGUAUGAAAAAUUUAGUUCCAAUGAAAUUCCGCAAUAUGGCGCGUGAUCAUAUAUUACUGGUCAGGCUUUACAAACAUUGCUCUUUUGAUUUCUGAGAAUGCUGGAAAGCCUAUUUUGGUAAGGUACUGUAAAUUUUUUAUUCUCCUAACCCAGCCAUACAGCAAAAAAAAAUAGUGAAAUUUGAACGCAUAGUGAAGAAAUAAAGUUUGAUUUUGUUUUGUUCGAAAAUCGAAAGAAACAGAAAGCAUCUCUGUUCCUAUUGCGAAUGAUUUCAAUUUCAUCGAACUUGAUAAGUCCUAUGUGAAGGACCUUUGGGGCUUGGGAGUUUAAGCCAAGUCUUGAAAUAACAUCCAACCUAAAAUUGGUUUUCUUUCAUUUUCAGAAGUAUUAAAAAAGUAGUGUUCGAAAGUAAAGCUCUGGGGGGGGGGGCUUUUAUAUGAUAAUGAUUCACUUACAUGUUUGCAACUAGACUAAUUUUGAGAGGAUCUUGGUAUUCUUGGUGUAUUAGUUCUUAUAGAUCUGAAUUUUAACAGUUUUAACAUUAGCAUUUCCAAAUUCUGAUUUCAAAUGAAUGUAUUGCGAGUUCUUUUAUUAAUGGUAAAAGUGAAAAGGUGUUCAUGCCACACAGUAUUUUGUUGUUGACGUUAUUGUAGAGAGCUAGGCUAGAGAAUGGAAUUCCUUCCUUGACGAUUUAAAAAGAAAAUUGCAGUGUGUACCCAGUUUUUAUCUUUGUCAUUUCCUUUCCGAGAGAUUGUGAUUUUUUUUUUACUUGUUUUUCUUUUUAUUUGUUUUCUAAGUUAUUUUGUUUCUGAGGUGCUUGUCUGAUGUAUUUGGUAAUAAUUUUUGCCAGACUUGUGUUUAAUAAAUGUCAAAGUCAUAAGUCAAAACAUCUGAUUAGCCGGGUCCACACAGAGGGACCAUACGCGCGAGGCAAUUUCCUCGCGCAUAAACCGGCCAGUGUAGACGUGCCUCGGCCGAGGCGGCGCGCUCGGGCGAUGAAAACUACUGCUAUUCAAUUUUUUAUUGCUUGGCAGUUUAAAAUAUCAUGUUUACAGUGAAUAAUAUUGAUUGUUACUCUUAAACCUUCCCAGUAAUUUCAAAAAAUCUACGCUAAAUUAUAUCAGACAGGCCAUAUUACUGUUAUAAAUUGAAAUGAACAAGUGUGUUAGCUUUAAGGUUGUUUCUUGAAUUUCUCUGUGAUGAAACUACCAAUUUGUCGAUGUGAAACAUCAAAUACCUAAUGUUAUGAAAAAGUGUCAACGCUUGUUUUUGUAAUAAAUAUUUUUUCAAUGUA
Messenger RNA from Cydia pomonella (codling moth), 3246 nucleotides. Its product is annotated as leucine-rich repeat-containing protein 47-like. Gene Ontology annotation, molecular function: protein binding; phenylalanine-tRNA ligase activity; RNA binding. Gene Ontology annotation, biological process: phenylalanyl-tRNA aminoacylation. The record is from RefSeq and is a predicted model, not a curated record. The transcript is spliced from 6 exons. NCBI's taxonomy places the organism in Eukaryota, Metazoa, Arthropoda, Insecta, Lepidoptera, Tortricidae. Bases 110 to 1690 code for a protein of 526 amino acids.